Messenger RNA from Puma concolor (puma), 3479 nucleotides. The record is from RefSeq and is a predicted model, not a curated record. NCBI's taxonomy places the organism in Eukaryota, Metazoa, Chordata, Mammalia, Carnivora, Felidae.
GGCCCAGCACUCAGGCCAUUCUUCAGAAGCCAGCACCUGGCUCAGAGCACCCUGGCCCUGGUAUCACGCACACUGUGCCAGGUUCUUGAUGUGAGGGCACAGGGCAGGCGAUGAGUGGGGACCCCAGAGACAGUGAAGGAAGCUCCCUGGCCAGGAAGGAGUUCUUGAGACACUGUCAGGCUCAUCAGGCCCUUCUGUGGCUGCCCAGCUCCCCCAACCAGAUUUCCUGUUCAGACCGAGGUGAUAGUUGGUCAUAAGAAGCCGACCUACACUUCUGCCGGCCCCAUGAGAAAGGACAAAGCAACACAUGCACACUGGACCGGGAGCCACCCCGGGCAGAUUUAUCUGUGCCACGAGGGAAGUGUCUUCUGCCCCAGGGGCAUGGGCCAAAGGCAGAACUAACUGCCUGAAGUCUUUGCUCUCAGGAUGCAGCUGGAGACAGCCCAAGACGGCAAGAUGUGGCUCGGGGUGCUGCUGGCACUUACGCUUUGUCCAGGCCUUGAAGGACAAGAAAACCCCUUCACCAUCAACUACAUCCACAUGAAUAUCCUGCCAGGACUGGAGGUGCAAAAUGGGGAGAACCUGACCCUGCAGUGCGUCGUGGACAUCAGCACCACCUCCCAUGUCAAGCCUCAGCACUGGGUGCUGUUCUAUAAGGAUGAUGUGCUGUUUCACAACGUCUCCUCCAUGAAGAACACGGAGAGUUAUUUUAUUCCCCAAGCCCGGGUCUGUGAUGCAGGGACAUAUAAAUGCACCGUGAUUCUGAACAACAAGGAGAAAACCACAUCGGAGUACCAGGUGUGGGUGAAAGGAGUGUCCGAUCCCAGAGUGACACUGGACAAGAAAGAGGCAAUAGAAGGCGGGGUCGUGACGGUCAAUUGUUCGGUCCCAGAGGAAAAUCCCCCAAUAUACUUCACAAUUGAAAAACUCAAGCUAGAUGCAAAAGGUUUCAAGCAAAAAAGAGAAAAAGUUUCUCAGAACCAGAAUUUUAUGGUGAUGGAAUUCACAGUGGAGGAACAGGACCAUGUCAUAUUGUUCCAAUGUCAAGCCAGGAUCUUUUCUGGGACCAAUGUGGAGAUCUCUAAAGCCAUCAAGAGUGAACUGGUCACCGUGACGGAAUCCUUCUCUAAUCCCAGAUUCCACAUCAGCCCCAAGGGAGUGAUCACAGAAGGAGAUCAGCUCAACAUUAAGUGCACCAUUCAAGUGACACACCUGGUGCAGUCAUUUCCAGAAAUCAUAAUCCAGAAGGACAAGGCAAUUGUAGCACACAAGACGCAUGGCAAUGAGGCCACCUACUCAGUGAUGGCCAUGGUGGAGCAUAAUGGCAACUACACGUGCAAAGUGGAAGCCAGCCGGAUAUCCAAGGUCAGCAGCAUCGUGGUCAACAUAACAGAGCUGUUUUCCAAGCCGAAGCUGGAAUCUUCCGCCACCCGCCUGGAUCACGGUGAAAGCCUGAACCUGUGGUGCUCCAUUCCAGGAGCACCUCCAGCCAACUUUACCAUCCAGAAGGAAAACACGAUUGUGUCACUGUCUCAAAAUUUCACCAAGAUAGCCUCAGAGAGGGACAGAGGGACAUACACCUGCAAUGCAGGCAUUGGCAAGGUGGUCAAGAAAAGCAAUGCAGUCCAGAUAACUGUGUGUGCCCCUGUGGAUGAGGUCAAGCUCACUAUCCUGCUGAAUGAAGAGGUGGAGUCUGGGAAGGAGGUUGUGCUUCGGUGCUCCGUGAAUGAUGCCUCUGGUCCCAUCACCUACAGGUUUUACAGAGAAAAGGAGGGCAGUCCCUUCUACCAGAUCAUCUCAAAUGAUACCUACGCCAUUUGGCACAAGGAGAAGGCUAGCAAGGAACAUGAGGGACAAUAUUACUGCACAGCCUUCAACAGAGCCAACCUUGUUAAAAGCAAUCCCCAAAGCAACAUACUGACAGUCAGAGUCUUUCUUGCCCCAUGGAAGAAAGGACUUAUUGCCGUGGUUGUCAUCGGAGUGAUAAUUGCCACCUUGAUACUUGGAGCCAGAUGCUGUUUUCUGAAGAAAGCCAAGGCCAAGCAGACGCCAGUGGAGAUGGCCAGGCCAGCAGCGCCACUUCUGAAUUCCAGCAAUGAGAAGAUGUUGUCAGAUCCCGAUACCGAAGCCAACAGACAUUACGGUUACAGUGAAGAUGUUGGAAACCAUGCAAUGAAACCAGCAAAUGAAAAUAAAGAGCCUCUGACCAUGGAUGUGGAAUACACAGAAGUGCAAGUGACCCCAUCUGAGCCUUACCAAGAGAAAAACAGGAGCCAAAAUAAAGCACCAUCCGGAAACAUCCCUGACAGCAGAGACAAACAGCCUGCUGGCCUGGGUCUGGAAACCAAGGGCACAGAGACGGUGUAUAGUGAAAUCCGGAAAACUAAUCCUGAUUUCGUGGAAAACAGAUAUUCUAGAACGGAAGGCUCCCUUGAUGGAACUUAGGGCUGCGAGGACCGAUGUUCCUCCUUGGAAGGACACCCAUGUUCCAAGAAGAGGAGAUCAUUCCUGUAUUCCAAGAGCUCUGUGCAUUUAUUUAUGAAACUGCCCUGCUCCCACUGAACAGAGCAAUUCCUCAGGCCAAGUCACCAGUUCCGAAAUCCAUCUGCCUACAUUUAUGGGGGGUAUAAAGAGAUAUGGAGGGGCUGGUUAAGUCCCCCCACAGCGCCCCCCUCUCACCAAGCUGGGGCAUCCUCAGGAGUGGGGAGCCGCAGAAGGAGGUUCAGGGUUAAACGGCCAUUGGGAUAUUUUGAAACUUGAAUAUUUUUGUCUUGCACGGAGAUCAAGAACUUGUCCAAGUAUCUUCACACACAGAAACCAUUUUUUUUGUUUUGUAGCCAAUCGCUUCUAGCGAAUGGCUGGGCUGAGGGGCUAUUUCUCUCUCUCUCUCUCUCUCUCUCUCUCUCUCUCUCUCUUUGCCUUUGGUCCUUCAAAGGCCUGUGGUUCUGGGUGGUCCUUGUUCCUCGGAAGUGAACAGCACUGACCAGACGGUGCCCCCUGUUCCCUCCACGACCUCGCCUGCCACAAAUGUCACAACAAAGCGGCUUGGGAGCGACCCCUUUGAGAUGCCAACCUGAAGAUCAGGUUCAUUCCGGGCAAUGCACAGAAGAGAAAAUGAAGUCGGACAGAGCACAGAUGUUCUUAUGCUGUUUUUCUAUACCCUUUCUUUCUUUUCCUUUACCAUGCUGCAGGCUGCAAGAUGGGAAGAUGUUUGCCUACAGCAAAUAUUGUUUUUAAUAGAAAAAUGAAAUGCGUAUUUUUCUUACUAAUUUUUUUUUAAUUUAUUCCUUGCUAAAGAAAUGGUCCCCUAAGGUCUUACGAUAUUUCUGAGGGUGUCUUGAGUGGGUGGACGAGUAGCCGCAGCCAUUUUGCGGGGGAAUUUCACUAGUGAGCACACCUAGCUGAGAUCAUUUUCCCCCCACGUCCCGUCCACCUCAGUGACACAGCUGCAGGGUAUUGCAUUAAAUAAAUUUGAUCUU